Habropoda laboriosa is the source of this 1361-nucleotide messenger RNA. RefSeq names its product endoplasmic reticulum resident protein 44 (gene ERp44). Bases 75 to 1361 code for a protein of 428 amino acids. The record is from RefSeq and is a predicted model, not a curated record. Lineage: Eukaryota; Metazoa; Arthropoda; Insecta; Hymenoptera; Apidae. The transcript has 7 exons.
CGCAGAGGCAGCUGCUUACUGAUGGUUAUUCAAAAGGAUAUUGCCUGAUCAAAUUUAUAGUUCAAGAUCACAACAUGUUGGUCUUCUGUGAUAUUUUUCACUUCAAAGUACUUAUAUUUGCGUGUCUAUUGGCAUUUUUACCAAACAAUUUAGCAAACGAUGCAAACGAAGGUGCGGUAUCGCUUACUCAACAAAAUAUCGAUAUGACGCUUGCAACAAAUGAAUUGGUAUUUAUAAAUUUUUACGCACAGUGGUGCCGUUUUAGUAAUUCAUUAGCCCCUAUUUUCGAAGAAGCUGCGAAUAAAAUAAGAAAUGCAUUUCCUGAGCCAGGAAGAGUAGUUAUGGCUAAAGUAGAUUGUGAAAAGGAGUCCUUUAUUGCUUCAAGGUUUCACAUAACUAAAUAUCCUACCUUGAAAGUUAUAAGAAAUGGUCAACAAACUAAGAGAGAAUACAGAGGUCAGCGCUCUGUGGAAGCUUUUGAGGAAUUUAUAAGGAAGCAAUUAGAGGAUCCCAUUAAGGAAUUCUAUGAUUUGAAGGAAUUAUUUGAUUUAGAUGAUAAGAAGAGAAUGAUCAUUGGUUAUUUCGAUAGGAAAGAUGUUCCUGAAUAUAAAAUGUUCAGGAGAGUUGCCACUAAUCUGAAAGAUGAUUGCCAGUUCCAUGUUGGCUUUGGCACAUGCUCUGCUCAAAACUGUGAAAUUGGAGAACAUUUUCACUUUUUGAAUGCAAGCAGAGCUAUGCACCCCCCAGGAGACCCUAUUAUAGUCUUCCGGUCUGACAAGGCACUUUCUAACGACGAAGAUGAAACUUACCAAGGAAGUUUAAAUAAUUUUGACGAAUUAAAUGUUUGGGCACAAGAGAAGUGUGUUCCCCUUGUAAGGGAAAUCACAUUUGAAAAUGCAGAGGAAUUAACAGAGGAAGGUUUACCCUUCCUUAUAUUGUUUCACGCUCCGGACGAUAUUGAGAGUGUUAAAAUGUACAAAGAUGUAGUAACAAAGACACUAAUCGAUGAAAAACAAAAUGUCAAUUUCCUAACUGCAGAUGGUAUUAAAUUUGCCCAUCCACUCCAUCAUUUAAGGAAGUCUCCAGCAGAUUUGCCUCUAAUUGCAAUAGAUAGUUUUAGACACAUGUACCUGUUCCCAAACUUCCAUGAUAUUCAUGUAGAAGGAAAAUUAAAAAGUUUCCUACAAGAUUUAUAUACGGGAAAGUUACAUAGGGAAUUUCAUUAUGGGCCAAAUCCUAAUAGUUACGAAGCACCGCAAAUUGUUGGAGAAGUUAAGGUGCCUACAACCCCACCAGAGUCUACAUUUAAAAAACUAGCACCCAGCAAAAACAGGUACACGUUACUCAAGGAUGAACUAUAA